AUGAGUGCAAGGCUUUGCAGGAACAGGGCUAAGAAGACCCUCAGAGAUGGUGUCUUUACAUUAAAUGUUUGGAAUGCUUAUGAAAUAAGUCAGAGCUUUGUUUUCUUUUCUCUCUCUGCAGGCCUUGACCUACCAGGGAGAUUUCUCUUUGCAAUCUUGACUCUGAUGACGCUAAUUGCCAAUCUGGUGUUUAUAGAGGAAGCAGUCUACAUCUACAGGAAAUUCCCCUCCUCCAAAAGAUCAAUCAUAAUUUGGAUUAAUGCUGCAGCUCCAGUGAUCGCUACUACUUCAUGCAUUGGCAUGUGGGUUCCUCGUUCAACAAUGUUUACAGAUUUCACAGCAGCAGUAUUUUUUGCCAUAGUUAUCCACAAGUUCCUGCUGAUGAUGAUUAAAGAGUGUGGAGGGCAGAAGCUGCUCCUCAGGCGGUUUGAAAAUGGUCACUUCAGGAUCAGCACUGGUCCCUGCUGUUGCUGCUGCCUUUGCCUCCCUCGUGUGCGCAUCACUAGGCGAACCCUCUUCUGGCUGAAGCUGGGCACCUUUCAGUUUGCUUUUCUUCGACCUGUGCUCAUGUUUUUAUCAAUAGUGCUUUGGACUAAUGGCAAUUACACCCUUUACAGUCUAUCUCCCAAAGGAGCUGCAGUAUGGAUUGGCUGUGUCGUUGGUGUCCUUACCAUUAUUGCUCUGUGGCCAGUUGGAAUCAUGUUUCGACUAGUUAGGACUCUCCUUAUCUCUAAGAAGAUAAUCCCAAAGUUUGCUCUUUAUCAGUUUGUUCUCAUUCUGAACCACUUGCAAGCAGCUAUUAUCAACAUCUUGGCCAUGCAAAGAGUUAUUCCCUGUGCUCCACCACUCUCCUCUUCAGCAAGAGGAGCAUAUAUGACCCAGCAGCUCCUCAUCAUGGAAAUGUUUCUGAUAACCCUAAUCUCGAGGGUGGUCUAUCGGAGAAAAUACGAUGACCUAGAGCCUCCAGAGUGUACGGCUGAAGAAGCUGGGGACAAUAAGCAGACUCCUAAGAUUGUCCUGAAUGGUACAGUUGGUGAAGAUGGAUUGCCAAGGGUUUAG
Molecule: messenger RNA, 1059 nt
Organism: Antrostomus carolinensis (chuck-will's-widow)
Lineage: Eukaryota; Metazoa; Chordata; Aves; Caprimulgiformes; Caprimulgidae
Product: organic solute transporter subunit alpha
Exons: 7
Coding region: 1-1059 (352 amino acids)
Source: RefSeq, a predicted model, not a curated record